Messenger RNA from Neohortaea acidophila, 2247 nucleotides. RefSeq names its product ABC transporter domain-containing protein. NCBI's taxonomy places the organism in Eukaryota, Fungi, Ascomycota, Dothideomycetes, Mycosphaerellales, Teratosphaeriaceae. The record is from RefSeq and is a predicted model, not a curated record. The coding region runs from base 1 to 2247 and encodes 748 amino acids. Gene Ontology annotation, molecular function: ATP hydrolysis activity; ATP binding. The transcript has a single exon.
AUGCAGGCCGAAAUCCGAGCACAGAUCCCCAACAUCGACGAGGUGGUCGUGGACUAUGCCGCCGGCUACCUACAUCAUGCCGCCCGCCAGUUCAGCGCCGAUGGAGAUCCGCUCGCAGAUGCAGCGUCCGUCAUUGCCCAGUUGCUUCUCUCCGCCUCUGGCGACUUGUCGGAUGAAAACGAAGUCUCCGUACACAAUCUCGUAUCCAAAUUCAUCGAGCGUCUCCACAACGAAGCCGGAACCGAUGGCGAAAGCAAACGACAGGCCCCAUCCGCCAGGCGCCUCGACCACAGUAUCCAGGUGGGAUCUCAACGGAACAUCUCUUCUACUCUUGGCUUAACUGGCAACGCCGUCGACCUGGAAUCCGCCAACACGAGAAAGGUCGAGUCUCGCGUAGACAAGAAGAAGCUCGAAAAGGCGGAGAGGAAACUCCGAGCCAAGCAGGAUCGAAAGGAGUUCAAGACCGUGGAGUACGAGGCUUCACGACUUCUUGAUCAACCGGACGAGCAACAGUCGUACGAGGAGUUCUUCAUGGCCGUCAACCCUCUCCAGCUCGGAAGUGAUGCGCAGUCGAAGAGCAAAGACAUCAAAGUCGACGGCAUUGAUGUGGCGAUUGGUGGCAAGCGUAUCCUUUCCGAGACGAUGUUGACCCUCGCCUACGGCCGAAGAUAUGGUCUGGUGGGACAGAACGGUAUCGGUAAAUCCACGCUUCUUCGCGCCUUGAGCCGGCGUGAGGUGGCUAUUCCCACCCACAUCUCCAUCUUACACGUGGAGCAAGAGAUUACUGGAGAUGACACGCCGGCUCUACAGGCUGUCUUGGACGCAGACGUUUGGAGAAAACACCUGCUCAAGGAGCAAGACAAGAUUUCCAAAGAACUGGCGGCGCUGGAGGCCGAGCGGGCGUCUCUGGCAGACACUUCGGUUGAUGCCGCUAGGCUUGACAAACAACGAGAAGGUCUCGACAUCACCCUCAGCGACAUCCAAGGCAAACUGGCCGAGAUGGAAUCAGAUAAAGCGGAAUCUCGCGCGGCUUCCAUUUUGGCCGGUCUCGGUUUCUCCCACGAGCGUCAGCAAUUCGCCACCAAGACUUUCUCUGGAGGUUGGCGUAUGCGUCUCGCCCUUGCGCGAGCCCUAUUCUGUGAGCCGGAUUUGCUACUCCUCGACGAACCGUCAAACAUGUUGGACGUCCCCUCCAUCACCUUCCUUUCCGAUUACCUUCAAACCUAUCCCAGCACAGUCCUCGUCGUCUCCCACGACCGUGCGUUCCUCGACGAAGUCGCCACCGACAUCAUUCACCAGCACUCCGAGCGCCUCGAUUACUACAAGGGUGCAAACUUCACCUCCUUCUACGCGACGAAGGAAGAACGACGCAAGACGGCGAAGCGCGAGUACGAGAACCAGAUGGCGGCGCGCGCGCAUCUGCAAGCCUUCAUCGACAAGUUCCGCUACAACGCCGCCAAGUCGUCGGAGGCACAGUCUCGCAUCAAGAAGCUGGAGAAGAUGCCCAUUCUUGAAGCGCCGGAGAGCGAGUACAUUGUGCACUUCAAAUUCCCCGACGUGGAGAAGCUCUCCCCGCCCAUCAUCCAGAUGUCAAACGUCAGCUUCGGGUACACCAAGGACGCCCCGCUCCUUAAGAACGUCGACCUCGACGUGCAACUCGACUCCCGGAUUGGAAUCGUCGGGCCCAACGGCGCCGGCAAAACCACCGCCCUGAAACUCCUCAUCGGCGCUCUAUCGCCCACCUCCGGCCUCAUCUCCUCCAACCCGCGCCUCCGCCUCGCCUUCUUCGCCCAACACCACGUCGACGCCCUCGACAUGAACACCUCCGCCGUCUCCUUCAUGGCCUCCCGCUACCCCGGAAAAUCAGACGAAGAGUACCGCCGCCACCUCGGCGCCUUCGGCAUAACAGGCAUGACGGGUCUCCAAAAAAUGGAGCUCCUCUCCGGAGGACAGAAGUCCCGCGUCGCCUUCGCCUGCCUCGGCCUGCUCAACCCGCACAUCCUCGUGCUCGACGAACCCUCCAAUCACCUCGAUAUCGAGGCGAUGGAUGCGCUGAGCACGGCGCUGCGUCAGUUUCAGGGCGGCGUGUUGAUGGUUAGCCACGACGUUACCAUGUUGGAGAAUGUGUGCACGAGUUUGUGGAUUUGCGAUAAGGGAACGAUUGAGCAUUUCGAUGGAACGGUGAAGGAUUACAAGAAGCGGAUUAGUGCGCAGGCCGGGCAGGCGGGGGUCGUGCGGCAGCAUUAG